UCAAAGCACAACCAGUCUGAUUUGGUCAAAUGAAAUAAAAGCAAAACGCAUUUUAAGUCGAUCUUAACACUUUCAACACUUAACACUUACAAACUUAGAUGCUUCUCACCACAGGUUGGCUGGUUGCCUUCAGCCAGGCUCUCCCCUUUGAUCAACGGCUUGGUGGUGGUGUCUGUAGAUGUAGGUGGAAGAGAGAGAGCAUGGCAAACGUCCCUUUUACCGUGUCCUUUCUUUCCUCUUGGCUUUGCCCCCCCUUCAGGGUCAGGCGAGCAUUACCUCAUCGCAGUCCCAAACUGACCAAGGGGAGGGAAGUGACUCACUCCAGAGUCCAACAGAUCCUUUGUUGCUGCCUAAGCCAGCGUCCUUUGUUCCUGUGAGGCUGGGCUGGGUUUGUCCCAUCCAUGUCCUGAUGAGGUGUGAACUGCUUCUCUGUUCCUGGAGAGUUUUGCCUGGGCUUGUUUUAAGCCACAAGGUCACAUUUUCAGCCUCAUAACUAUAUACAUGAAAUUACAACCUAUAACAUUACUAGAACAAUGCUCAGUGCAUCAUGAGCCUUCUGAAGACACCCACCGUGAUAAACUUUGCAUUGGAUCUGUUAGGUAAAAAAGCAAGUCCUCACUCACCUCUCCAGCACCCGAGUUCGUGCGGAGUUGGUAUGGGGCUCACAAUCUGUCAGAGACCAGACACCAAUUCGUUGAUCAACGGGCUCACACUAUCCUUAGCUUGAAAGGCUUCAGAGUAAGUGUGGCAAGUUUAUUAGGGGUGAGCAUCAAUAUUUAUACACAGAAGUAAACAAAGUGAUUAACAGAUCAUAAUGGUCAUGUAUAAUCAAUCAAGAUUCUACAGGAUAAAACAGGUUAAAAUGUAAAUUCAAAAAGAGAUAAGGGGAGAUGGCUACUUAAGGGGAGGGGGGGGUGUCAUGAGUAGUUCGCAGGUCAGAGCUUCGGUUAAAAGUUCAGACAGAGACAUCAAGUCUGGGUUAAGUUUAAGCUCAUCAAAAGUUCAGACUCAACAUUGAUCCCACACAAUCAUAAGGAUGAACAUGGGGCUGCAGGGUGUUCCCCCGAGAUACGCUCCCACCAUUCAUUCAGUAUGGCCACACUGAUUUGGCACCAUCCCAACACCCCAGACAGACCAUGGCGGGGGAAGGGGAUGUGAGAUGGAUGGCAAGGUGCGGGAGGGGCCUUUCUCUGCUCCAAGAUGGGCUUGUGGCUCUCCUGGUUCCCCAAUGUGUUCUUGUUUGGAUCCAUCCCACGGCCUGUUAAAGGUCACAAGCCAAUUGCUGAUCUUGAACACAGUCGCCUGCCGGUGAGUCAGCCCUGGGCUCACGUGUGAGCAUGGGAAGCCGGGCCGCCUGUGCCGGGGAGUGGGGAGCUGGGGCCGUGUUCUCUGUCCUCCCUCUGAGAGCAACCAGGCUGCCUUGCUGUGCGUUAACCGUGCUGCCCGGCGCCCUGAGGCCAGGACGGCUCCUCCAGGUCUGGGGGCAGUUACUGACCAUAGGGGAGAGAGGAGGAGUUGGGACUUUUCUGCUUUUCCUUUACCACCCUCCCCACAGACAGCAGCAGCAUAACAACCUGCAGGAUGAUGCUGGGAGUGUGACCUCCCUGGGGGCCAUGCCCCAGCCGACAUUCCCACAGGGUUGGGCUGAGAGGCCAUCGUGCAGCGACCGGCCCUUGGUUCAGGCCUGGGUGCUGCUGACCCAGGAAGCAACCCCCUGCAGCGUGUGGCCCUGAAUGCGUCCUGCUCAGCUAGCUACCAAGUUCUCGGCAUGCGCCCUUUUCCACGCUGGCCGGUCUCAUUGGACUGACCUCUCUGUUCUGUUUUGAAGAUCUGAUAAAGGGCACCUAGAACGGUCUAAACAAACAGCCCUGGGGAAAUCCCUCGGUCUGGAGGAAUGCAAACCCAGUGAGUACUUCAGACUGCCCGGCCCUCACAGGCUGUCCCCAGCAAAGGACCUCCUCCAGCGUGCAGAUGUUACUGGUAUGAUGCAGGAGGGCCCUGCUGCGGCUGGCUGAUCAGACAUCCUGUGUGUGCUACAGCUGGGGUUUCCGUUGUGGGCUGCACCGAGCUCAGUGCACGUACGAUCCGCCCGCCCGUAAUUUCCAGUGCGACCAAAGGUGCUUCAGAGACACAUCCCAGGGCUGGAAAGAGCCCUCUGUGAUCAGGCAGUGCCGCUGGAAGGUGCAAAGGCAGGGAGGAGGCAGGGGCAGAGAGCCCCUAUGGGACGGAAGCUAAUGGGAGUGGGGUGGCUGGGUUGGAGGUGGGCUAGGCAGGCAGUGAGGUGGACCGAGGCUGGGUGGGUCGGUGGACGGGAAGCCACAUCUUGCAUAGCAUGGAGUUCUCCUUGCAGAUUCCUAGGAACGGUCUCUUCCCCUUCCCCCUUUCUGUGCCGCCCUCUUCUGGGAUCCUUUCCAGUCCGGACAGAGCCGUCCACUCCACGUCCCAUCCGCCUGAUCUCUUUCCGAAGGGCCCUCUGCUGGCAGAGCUGACGUGCUUUAGCCUCGAGGCUGCCUGGGAUCCUGGAGAAACGCAGCUGGGUUAGAAUUUGAGCGGAGAGGUAUGAGGCGGGGGGAUCCGGAGGGGCCGCUCGGGGCUGUGUGCACGAAGAGGCCGACCGUGAGCCGGGUUUGUGUGUCUGCACCUGCUCCACAGCUUCCACGGGGCCGCGAGAACCGCCGCGUCGCCCAGACCCUGCUCCAACACCUGCCGGUGCCGCUGCGCCAGCCAUGGUCCGCCUGCGAAGCUGGGCCCUGCGCUGGGCCCUGCUGGGUGCCGGGACCCUGGUGCUUCUGUACCAAGCCAGGACCCACUACAGCCGGGGAAACUUCCCGAGCUUUUCCUACAGGGAUCCUCUCGGCGCUCGCCAGCCUGGAGCCAGAGCCAUGACAGCGCAGGCACCGGUGACCCCGCUGGGCAGUAGGGCCCCCAGCGCCACGCUGCAGCCGUUCUUGGGGGACCUGUAUGGCCGGGACGAGACGUACCGGAACUCGAGGUGCCCCAGUGGCAUCAGGAAGAGGAUCGCAAGCACCAAGUUCAGCAGCGUCUUCCUGGAGGCCAUCCCAGUGCUGCAGUGGGCCCGGCAUGCCCGGCUGGCUGAGUAUCAACGCCUGCGGAGCUACGGGGGGGCCCACGGCUGGCAGGAGGUCGGCUGGCCCGUUGUGAGGGACGCGCUGACCCGUCUCAACACGUCGGCCAAUGGGCGCAUGUUCGACGCCCGCCCCGGAGCUGCUGCGGGCGUCUCCCCCUGCAUCCGCUGCGCCGUGGUGGGCAACGGUGGUAUCCUGAACGGCUCCCGGGCAGGGGCUGCGAUUGACCGGCACGACUACGUCUUCAGGGUCAACGGGGCCCUCACCAAGGGCUUCGAAAGAGACGUGGGCCGCAGGACCUCCUUCUACGUCUUCUCCACUAACACCAUGAUGAACUCGCUGCAUAACUACGCCAGCGACGGCUUCCGCCAGCUGCCCCAGACUCUGGAAAUCAAGUACAUCUUCCUCCCGGACCACGACCGAGAUUACCUGCUGCUCCGGGCAGCCCUGACCCACCGCCCUGUCAACAGAGGCCCAGAUGAGGGUGCUCGGCCGGAGCGAUACUUUGGGAACGACCUGCGGGCGGAGAAGUUUAAGAUGUUUCACCCGGAUUUUAUCCGCUACGUCAGGAACCGGUUCCUUCGCUCCGGCAUUUUGGACACCCCGCAGUGGAGGCUGUACCGUCCCUCCACCGGGGCAGUGAUGCUGUUGGCUGCCCUCCACACCUGCGAUGAGGUGAGCGCUUACGGGUUCAUCACCCCCGACUACCAGGCCUACUCCGAUCACUACUUCGACCUGACACACAAGGCCCUGGUGUUCUACGCCAACCACGACCUGCAGCUGGAGAUGAGCCUGUGGCAGGAACUGCACCAGAGCCGGCUCCUCACGCUGCACAUGAGAGGCUGAAGAUCAGGUCCGCGCUGGGCAGUGCAGAGCGAAGGGAUUGACGCACCGGCUCAGACUGGGACCUGGCUGGUGGGGCGCUGGGGCAGAGACACCGGCACUGCGCUGGGAACAAACCCUCCAUCAAGCGUGGAGCUGGGACCUAGACCUCAGGGAAGGAAAAGCCCCGUUGGACUGUCCGGCUGUCGCCCCACCGUGCCCAGGGCAGGACGCUGUGAGCUGGGCUCGGGCCUACGCCACGAGUGGAAUGAGUUUGUCAGGCCUCAUCGUGGCUUCGCAGCAGAUGGAAAGGUGCCUGGUUGCUUGGGGAGGCGUCCUCCUGCACUGGGCGACCUUGCCCACCGCCACCUGCCAGCCCCAGGGCGGUUCCUGCCCAGAACAGAGUUGUCACCUGACUGACUAUCCCUGGAACAAGUCCAGUCUAUUGCUUUCUGGCGGGGGGGAGGCGAACGGGGCUGAAUGCAGCUGGGGGGGCUGCGUAGCUUGCAAAACAGCUCGUGAGAAGGGGGCUGCGCGGCAGCCCUGGUCCAGCAGAGCCUUUCGCUGGGAGUUAACUGGCGCCAUGAGCAGGCCUCUGGGCUGUAACGCUGCUCGCUGGGUCCCCGAGUUCCCUCCAAGCGUCCCUCCCUGCUGCUGCUGCUGAGAAUUGCCUACUAUAGGAGAGUGCCUGGCCCCGCAGGCAGGGAGGCCCGGCAUUCGAACUCCCCGGCCUGAAUAACCGGGGAAUGGGGGAGUUGGUAAGUCCUGUUACAAAGCAGAGCGACGCCUCUGUCUCUUGGAUUGUCCGUCCCCAAAUUCCAGCCAGCCUUGGGGGUGAGAUCCCAGCGGUGUGGCAUGAGUCCCUGCUGCUAUACAGAGAGCGUCCCUCUUGGAGCCAGAGCGUCCUUUGUCUAACCAAUAGCCCCCCUUCUCCUCCGGCCAGCCCCAUCCUGAACCGCCAAAGAAGGGUCCUCUACCCACGUAAAAAGAAGGGCAGUCUGAGAGCAAGGGAUGGCCUGACUCAGGAGCAUUGGCUAGGUGCCUUUCCUUCUGUGCCUCGGUUUCCCCAUCUGUAGAAUGGGAGUGGGCUCUGCUCCCCUCGGGCAGCAGGGUGGGGCUGGCACUGCCAGCUCACAGCUGGGCACCGGGCUGGGCUACGCAGUGCCAGUGGAACUCCCUUCGCCCCCCCUGGCAUCCAGGGCAGAGCAACACCGCGUCAGCCGCCCUUUGUUCCAGCAGCAUUAAUCAGAGCUAACUCCCCGGUGUGCCCUGGAUGCUGCAGGCUCUACAUCAAUUCAUCAUGUGAAAUCUGGCGUGGCGGGGGGGUGGGGGAGAGCAAUUCCCCUCCUGGUGGGAGUCAGCCCUUGCAUGGCCAAGGCCAUGAUCCCAGGGCACCUUCCGCUCCUCACCCCGGUGCUCUGUACUGCCCCUGGCGCUCUGUGCUGCCCCCAACCCUGGUGCUCUGUGCUGCCCCCGGCGCUCUGUGCUACCCCCUCACCCCGGUGCUCUGUGCUGCCCCCAAGCGCUCUGUGCUGCCCCCAACCCUCUGUGCUACCCCCUCACCCUGGUGCUCUGUGCUGCCCCCAACCCUCUGUGCUACCCCCUCACCCCGGUGCUCUGUGCUGCCCCCGGCGCUCUGUGCUACCCCCUCACCCAAGUGCUCUGUGCUACCCCCUCAGCCAAGUGCUCUGUGCUGCCCCCAACCCUCUGUGCUGCCCCCCAACCCGGGCGCUCUGCGCUGCCCCCGGUGGCUCUGGAAAUGCAGCCCCAAGGUGCUGCUCAGCUCUGUGCGCAGAGGGGAAGGGCAGGGUACUAGGGCAUAGGAAGGUCCUCGCAGGUGUCUCAGUCCCAGCCCUAUUGCACACGGGAGGUAACUCUCAACUGCCAGGAAUGGAACCCAGGUGUCCUGCCUCCUCGCACCAGGCCCCCGUCCCUUCCCCUACUCUCGCCAUAUCCAAAGAGCUGCUUGGGGCCUGGGGAGCUCUGGGGGUGCAGUCCUGACCCUUUUGGGGCCAGCAUUGGACUGGGAGGUGAGAGACCUGGGUUCAGGGUCCAGCUCCACCCCCAACUCCCUGCGUGGCCUUGGGUGAGUCCCUUCGUCUCUCUGGGCCUCCGGUGUGAAGGUGGGGCUGGUUCUCCUCCCUUGUCUAUCCAGACUGGGCCCUCUGGGGCGGGGACGGUGUGUGGGGCAGCGCCCAGCUCCCUGGAAGGCCUCGACCCACAGCUGUAACCCAAGUAAUAAACCCUGGCCUGGGCUCUCCUGGGCUGAACCGAGCCACACAGGGCAUUGCCCAGUAAUACUGCCGAAUCCGUCUCUUUCAUCGCUUGCCGAGGCCGGAGCUCCUGUUAAGCCCCUGUGCCGUCUCUGUCCCCGCUGGCUGCUGGCGUUCAUGCGGCCAUGCACUGGAGCAGGGAUGCGGCUCCUGCACCUUGCCUAGCGCUUUCAAGACUCUCCCUUCGGGGUCAGAGUUCGUCUGCGCUUCACUUGGGCAUCUACAAUCCCCGGGCCGGAUUCCCAGCUGCUGUGAACAGCUCCCUGGAUGGGACAGCGGCUCAGGCUCCAGCCCUCCCCCGUUCUCUUUGCAUCAUUUUUUUAAAUGUGACUUGAACUGUAGCGAGAUCAUUGUACCCCCAGGCAUUGUGAUCUCCACCUGCUCCAAGCCAGUCGGCCCCAGCCAGUCCUGGCGCUAGCUUGGGGGUUCUAGGUACAGGUUCCCUUCUCGGGUUGGGGCUUCCAGAUCAGUUUGGAGUGGGCCAGCAGUCCUGCAACCCCACCCAGCCCUGCUAGCUCGGGAAGCCCACAGCGGUGGGUACAAUGUAGUUGGAUGGCCGAUGCUGGCGUAGUUUUGGGUCGUAGGCUCAGCCCUGCCAUUUCAUGGCAGCAUCUCUCCAUCCCGCGAGCAGCAGCGUUGGCUAACUUCUAGGCCGAUGCCCAGUUCAGACCUGAAUAAAUGGGCUAAGUUAUACAACAGAUUCUGUAGCUUUAUCCUGGCUGGCUGCCCGGGACCCUCGGUGGAAACGGAGCCUGAAUCGCAGAGCGGUGAGCCAGCUGUCUGCAGGGCUCCCGGGUCUGGUUUGCAGGCAGUAGUCCGGGCCCCUGGCGGGGAGGUCGGUCGGCCCAUGGACUCCGUCCUCACCCACAGGUCUCCUAUUCCCUUUGAUGGGAGUCGUGUUCACGGAAAGGCAGCCGCGUCUGUCCUGCUAGAAUGGGGCCAAGUGCUUCCUUGGGACGUUUCCCUCGAGGGAGCCAGGCGUCACUCAGCAAUGGCUUUAGCCUUUCCUGCUGGAUGACCCCCGCUCCCGUCUGCUGGCGCAGGCUUGGGGCACGGCUGCCCCCUCUGGUCCAUGCGGCCCGGGGAAGGAGUGCAGCAGGUGUGACAUUGUGAGUGUAAUACAAUAUCUCAUUGAAAGGUGACAGGGCCAGAAAGAGUUAAUUAACUCAGACUGACCUGACCCAUGGCCGAACUUUAGAGACUGGUUAGGAAGAUCCGUAAAUGAAUAGAGCUUUGAAAUGCAAGUCUGCAUUGUUAGAGAUCUCAAGGGGAGAUGUUUGCUCAGGGCUUGUGAUGUCAGCAAACAAGUCUUGUCUAUUGCUUUGAUUCAAAGAUCAAAAAAGAAAUAUUAACAUUUGUGAUGAUACUUGAGUGAAAUAGUAUUAUUGUCUCUAUGGCUCUUUGAAGGUUGUGGUAACCUGGAUCUGAACUGUGUAAUGGAUAAAUUACCCUGUGCUAAUUGCCAGGGUGUUUGGGAGAAGGAGAGUUAAGUCUAUUGUUUUCUCAGGCCAAAAAGCUGCUGGAAAUGUAUAAAAACCUUGGGACACGAUCCUGCUUCAUCUCAGAUCUGCUUUGGGUUUCAAGAGGGAGAAACCUUAAGCCAUAAGGAUUGAGAUCCCCAGUCACUGACUGGAGUCACCCUGAAUAUGGACAUUGGACUAUAACCUCUGGACUAUUUCUAAAAGGACUUUUGGCAACUACAAGCUCAUCUCUGCUGUGUCUGAACCUCAAGAAUUGAAUUCAAGUCUGUCUGUAUAUUAAUCUUUUAACCAACACUCUCUCUCUUUUCUUUUUAAAUAAAUUUUAGCUCCGUUAACAAGAA
Messenger RNA from Malaclemys terrapin pileata, 8003 nucleotides. RefSeq names its product alpha-N-acetylgalactosaminide alpha-2,6-sialyltransferase 2-like. The transcript is spliced from 9 exons. Lineage: Eukaryota; Metazoa; Chordata; Testudines; Emydidae. Gene Ontology annotation, molecular function: sialyltransferase activity. The record is from RefSeq and is a predicted model, not a curated record. Bases 2727 to 3932 code for a protein of 401 amino acids.